Molecule: messenger RNA, 489 nt
Organism: Trichoplax adhaerens
Lineage: Eukaryota; Metazoa; Placozoa; Uniplacotomia; Trichoplacea; Trichoplacidae
Exons: 1
Biological process (GO): intracellular transport
Cellular component (GO): cytoplasm; nuclear pore
Molecular function (GO): GTPase activator activity
Source: RefSeq, a predicted model, not a curated record
AUGGGAGGCAGCAAAGAUAAAGAUCGUAGUUCAUCUGCCACUGAUAAAGAUGAAGGUAACGAGCAAAGUCCUGAAGACUUUACGCCAGAUACUAAUUUUAAACCAGUAGUAACUUUACCGGAAGUAGCUAAUAUUAUUACUGGUGAAGAAGAUGAAGAGGCGAUUUAUGGUGAUAGAUGUAAAUUAUUUCGAUUCGAUAAAACAGCGAAGCAAUGGAAAGAAAGGGGCGUCGGCGAAAUAAAGAUUCUUAAGCAUACCGUAGAAGAAAAUCGAUUUAGAAUUAUAAUGCGUCGCGAUCAGAUUCAUAAAGUUUGCGCUAAUCAUUAUAUUAGUAAAGAUAUGCGUUUAGGACCAAGUUUAGGCUCGAAUAAGAGUUGGGUAUGGUAUACACCCGCAGAUUAUUCUGAAGGUACUGGAAAUCCGGAACAGUUAUGUGCACGCUUUAAAACACCAGAGAUAGCGAAUACUUUCAAAUCCGUAUUUGAAGAG